AUGGGCAACAACCCUUCCAAAGGCGGCGAUGCGCCAUCGGGCCAUGUCCCCAAUGCCUCGGGAGAUCGAAAGGUCGUUCGCCGAACAUCCCUCAAUGCGAUUCCGACACACAAGGCUACUGUAGCCGACCCUUCCGCCUCAAGGGAGACAGCUGCGGGCCACUCGGCAGGUUACCAAGGCUCCGUUCAACACCGGCUAAAGUCACGAAACACCCCCGAUCAUACCGCAAGAACCGCCGGAAAGUCAGAAAAAUACGAUGCAAAGAGUCCUGAAUAUACCCAAAGGAAGAAUAUCCCCGCGCCGGAUCUUUCCAACCCGGUGCAAGUCCCAGUUGCGCGCCAUGCCGCGGGACGCGAUCCAAUGGACCCCUCGGCCCCGCCCAUGAGUUCCUACUAUAAUGCAUCGCAACAUCUUCAACGGCCUCCACGAUUGCCAUUACCUAUCGCCGAUGGCACCGCCACGCCAGGGUCCCCCAUUAUGGGGCCCGAAGAUUCGCAUAUACAAUCGAUGCCAGCGGACCGACUUCUCGACGAACAAAUGAACCCAGAGACCUCCCAUAUUAGCAGUGAGGCCAUGGACGGCGGGGAGGUCUUAGAUGAACUCGAACCAUUUACCACGAGUGGCGUUGGAAAGGCUGUGCCUACAGUCAUAGAAUGGUCUGCACCUGGUCAAAAAGUCUAUGUCACUGGAACCUUCGUCAACUGGGAGAAGAAAUUCCGACUACACCGAGGCGAACACGAUGGCGCGGUUAUGUCGACCACAUUGAAUCUCCGCCCCGGAACCCACCACUUGAAAUUCAUUGUUGACGGAGAAAUGCGAGCAUCCGAUACUCUUCCAACUGCAGUGGAUUUCACCAACCACCUCGUGAAUUAUGUUGAAAUCAGCGCCGACGAUGCCCGUAGAGACAACGACACCCCGGCGGGUGUAAACGACUCGCAGAGUAUAGCGGAUAAUUCUCGGGAUGGAAAAUCUGAGGAGACAACCGAUGACCCUCCGAAAAAAGAAGAAGCUGAGGAAGAGGUCCCACCCGGCGAUUUCGGCGGUGCCAUCCCCCAGUUCCUCGCAGACCUAGAUAAAGAAGAAGACAGCCCGGCAUAUCUUCAAGCUGCGAAUGUCAUUGGGGACACUGCGACACCUCCAAGUCUACCUUUGUUCCUUGGCAAAUCCAUUCUCAACAGCAAUACUCCCACCAAAGAUGAUAGCAGUGUUCUAAAUUACCCUAACCACACUGUCUUAAACCAUCUUGCCACCAGCAGUAUCAAAAAUGGUGUGCUCGCCACGAGUGUGACGACCAGAUACAAGCGAAAGUACGUCACGACCAUCCUGUACAAACCAACCGGUGAUCUGGAAUGA
Molecule: messenger RNA, 1353 nt
Organism: Penicillium waksmanii
Lineage: Eukaryota; Fungi; Ascomycota; Eurotiomycetes; Eurotiales; Aspergillaceae
Product: putative Snf1 kinase complex beta-subunit Gal83
Exons: 3
Coding region: 1-1353 (450 amino acids)
Biological process (GO): signal transduction
Cellular component (GO): nucleotide-activated protein kinase complex; nucleus; cytoplasm
Molecular function (GO): protein kinase binding
Source: RefSeq, a predicted model, not a curated record